Molecule: messenger RNA, 3604 nt
Organism: Pogonomyrmex barbatus (red harvester ant)
Lineage: Eukaryota; Metazoa; Arthropoda; Insecta; Hymenoptera; Formicidae
Gene: Dll
Product: homeotic protein distal-less
Biological process (GO): regulation of transcription by RNA polymerase II
Molecular function (GO): DNA-binding transcription factor activity, RNA polymerase II-specific; RNA polymerase II cis-regulatory region sequence-specific DNA binding
Source: RefSeq, a predicted model, not a curated record
CGCGGUGUGCACUGCAGUUACUGGAACCAGGCGCGCGUGUGUGCUUUUCUCUCUUCUUCUACGUCCUGGUCGUCGUCUUCUUCUUCUUCCCUUACUUUCUUCGCCCAGCCGGUACGUUCGCGUAUACGUCGAGCGUGCACGAUACGCUCAUCGGCCAAGUAAUCGUGGCACGACGCGUGUAAAAACUAUACCGUCGCCGAGGAGAUGCACGAACACGCGCUUGUGUCGGAUUGUACGGCGUGCAAUUAAAUUGGCGACGAACGCGAGUGUUGGGAUAUACAAUAUAGAUUUUCGGUACUCGUCGUGCAGAGCGAACCGAAGGAUUUCAUUUUGGUGUAGCUACCCACGCGCGGAUGAUCGCGGACCUUUGGCGCGAUAAAGUUUGGUAACAUCCAUCAGCGAAUCAAGACUGUGUUGAAAAGUGUGAACGAGUGACGUUUCGCGACUGGAGUACGAUGCAACGUGAGUGAAGAGGACCGAUAUGCUGGUGGUCUGGUCACGCCGUUGCGGCGCGUUCCCAUUUAAAAGCCGAGCAACGACGAGCUGACGCAUGGCCGAACAGUAACGUCAACCAAAACUCUUUGGCUGAGUACAGUGUCUCCGAGAAGACUACGCGUGUGAAGUGGACGUGUUACAAGUGCUGUCCGAACUUAAACAAACAAAAGAUCCAGACGUGAAUCUUAAUCAAGGAACGAUUCACGGAUACGUGUGACAAACACUUAUUUGAAAUAGUCAAAAGUGAUAUUGAAUACCACAGUGAACCCUUUAAAAAAAACGGAACAUUGUGAUAGUGCAACUUAACAAAAGUAAUCCAGUGUGUGCGAUCAAGCGACAUUUCGUUUUCUUUUUUAAUUCCAAAACUUUAAGCUGGAAACUGAACGGCUUGAAAACUUGAAGAUUGAUCCUCUUGUGAUUCAAUGACGACUCUUCGCAUCUAUUCCGAUACUUGGUCAACAUAGUCGUACUAGGGCGCAGCGUACUCGUUGUAGAGAAGCCCCAAAAUUCGGGCCCCGUACGGAGGGUACGCGACGGUCGCGGCGGCGACGACGUCGUCGGCAAGCUUGGCGGCGGCGAGGACCGUGGGGUGUGGCGGCGGCAUCGACGUUGUGUCUAAGGUGGAGCGUCCGGGCAGCACGACGACGCUCAAUUUCACGGAUCUGGGGAGCCCAUUCGGGGCGGGCGACCCCUGUCCGUCGAGUACCCCGACCCCGAACAGCAUGUCGGGCGGCGGUGGACCUACCGGCGGCGGUGGUGGCGGCGGUGGCGGCGGUGGCGGUGCCGCCGGUACCGGAGGCGCCGGUUCCGACAUGGAGCAACAUCUUCAUCACGCGGGCCUCGGUUCGGUGACGCCCGGUCCACCCGGCGGUAACGGCGGCGAUAGCACGACAUCCAGCACGCCGGUCUCUCAAAGCGGCAAGUCCGCCUUCAUCGAACUUCAGCACAACAACCUCUACAAUCCUGCGAGCCUGCGGAGCGGUUACCCGGGCGGACACAACAUACCUGGAGCGCACCAAUUCUCGCAUCAGGUCGGUUCGUUGGCGCACCAAGGAUCUGGGCCCGGCAGCGGGAAUCAACAGCACGCGGACGCGGGCUUCCCCAGUCCCAGAUCGUUAGCCGGAUAUCCGUUCACGCCCAUGCACCAGCACAACGCCUACGGAUAUCACAUUGGAACGUACCCCCAGUGCCCCUCGCCGCCCAAGGACGGGUGGUGCAUGUUCGCAGACCUCUCGCCAUUGGGUGAUAAGAGCGGAAGCCUCGUCGACGAGCUCGGCGGCGGCGGUGGCGGUUCCCUCAGGAACGGCAAGGGCAAGAAGAUGAGGAAACCGAGGACGAUUUACAGCAGCCUGCAAUUGCAGCAGCUCAACAGGCGGUUUCAGAGAACGCAAUACCUCGCGCUACCGGAAAGAGCGGAGCUCGCGGCCAGCCUCGGACUCACGCAAACACAGGUGAAAAUCUGGUUCCAAAACAGAAGGAGUAAGUAUAAGAAGAUGAUGAAAGCAGCACAGCAAAGUGGGGGUGGUGGUGGUGGCCAGCAUGGCAGUCUCCUGGCGGGUGGAACCGCUCUACCUGGUGGACCAUCCCCUCAACCUGGUCAACCCGGAAGUCUUAUGCAAGGAGGGGGCGGAAGUUCCGUGUCGGGCAGCCCGACGACGGGUUACCUCGGCGGCAUGGGCGGCGGGGGCGGCGGUCACACCCCCGGGAGCUCGAGCCCCGGAAGCGAGAUGUCGCCUCAGCACAACGAGAGCCCACCGGCACCCUCCUGGCCGGGCGAGAUGAAGCACCAUCCGCAUCCACACGCGCCACCCCACUCCCAUCAUCAUCCGCACACGGCCGGGCAUCAUCCACCGCCACCGCCACCGCCGCCGCAUCACGCGGGUUACAUGCCGCAGUAUUCCUGGUAUCAGGCGGACCCCAACCCCGGACUACUCACGGUAUGGCCAGCGGUUUAACGAAGAUAUCCCUUGAACUGAGUUCAGAUGACCCAAUCUCUUCGUGGCAUCGCGAACGUAUCCCAGCGGUUCCGCCCCAAAGUGUGAAUACGUGUAGCGCCUCUUGCGAGGAAAAUUGAAUGUUAAUAUUGUUUUUAAUCGUCUAAUGAAACCCGCAUGCCGGUAUCCGUGCGGGCCGUCCGUCGAAGUGAGAGCGGUACGAACAGUGCGACGUUGUGUGUGAUACACGCCCCUUAGCAAAAUAUUAAUAAUAAUAAUACUAAUGAGACGAGAAAGAUGCAACCACGAAUGCCAAUCGGCGACGAAUAUAGACGCUUCUUCAAAGCUGACAAAGAGGAACGACGCCUCAGUUUCCAGCGUGGACUGACGACUACAGCGUCGCGGAGAAUCGGAAGUCAUUCGUGCGAACGAUUCGUGCAUCGAGUGAUUUUUAACUGAUUAGUGACACGUUGUUUCUCGGUGCGCGUCGUUUCGUUGUGCUCUGUGAGACAUUUCCUUCUCGAGCUGGAAUCGACGUUAAUUGGAGGAAGACAGGAGCGACGUCGUCGUACGGUGAAGUAAAAAAAAAGUACGUUGUAAAAAAGAUGAUAAAUAAUGAUAUAACAGAGUGAUUUACGAAGCGAAAUCGCCGAAAAUCGACCCGUGACCAUUCGUGAUGCGAGUUCUCCGUGGAACGACGUCGAUCAUUGAUGAUCUUGAAGUUCGAUUUACGAGUUGGAGGGUACUUGUAACGCUUCGCGUAUGAUUGAGUGAUUGUCACGACUGUAACGCUUUUCGUGUUUGGCAAGUAAUCGUUGUCGCAAAAAUGAUAGUCGCGAGGAAUCUUUUUUCCCGGGAAAUAAAACGGCUUCUCUACAUGUCUGUUCGUGUCGACCGCCGUGAUUGCGUGCAUCGGAUCUAAUUUGAUUAUUACGGUUAAUUAUAAGCAGAGAUUGCCUCUAUGUAAUUGUUUUCAUUGUGAAAAUGUUGUUGUCCGCCGUUUGUCAAGCGUGGAAUUGCAUACCGAAUUUAAUCGCUACGGUUAAUCAAAUAAACAAUUUACGCGAUACAAUAAUUUCCUAUGAAAAGAUAUUGAAUCGACGUUACCAUCAACCAUUACAAUUAGAUGUUAAUUCAUUUUAUUUCUAGAAAUUAGAAGCCUCAAAUUUAUAAUC